Molecule: messenger RNA, 578 nt
Organism: Helicoverpa zea (corn earworm)
Lineage: Eukaryota; Metazoa; Arthropoda; Insecta; Lepidoptera; Noctuidae
Gene: ND-B18
Product: NADH dehydrogenase [ubiquinone] 1 beta subcomplex subunit 7
Exons: 3
Coding region: 150-506 (118 amino acids)
Cellular component (GO): mitochondrion
Source: RefSeq, a predicted model, not a curated record
ACACUAGGUAGCGCAUCUCUAGCGCUGCCUGACUGACUUUUCCCAAUCAGCUGGAUAUAAAAUCAAAAUUUGUAAAUAAUUUAAGGCCUAAGGCUUGUAAAGGCCUUAUUUGUUAAUUACUAUCAAGGAACAAUAUCUGGACCAGAAAAAUGGGUCAAAUUAUGGGAACUUUGGGCACACGGAAUGUUGGUCUUCAAAUGAAUGAUCAACCAACAUUCGACCCUCAUAUCGGAUUUGAUCAAGAGCGAAAACCAAGAGUAAUGGUUGCUCGUGAGGAAGAUCUAAUUUCUGCCAAGAUCCCACAUCAAAACCGUGACUAUUGUGCUCAUUACUUGCUGGACUACCAGUCCUGCCGCUACAAGAAUAUGCCACUCUUGUACAAGUGUGCCCAUGAGAGACAUGCCUAUUUGACCUGCGAAAAGGAUGACUAUAUAAUCCGCAUGAAAGAAUUUGAACGCGAGCGUCGUCUCCGGCUUCGUGAAAAGCGGCUUGUUGGUGUUGCAUAAAAGUUAUAUCCAUCAUAUUUAUUAGAAAAUUAUGUUGUAAAAGGGUGUAAAUAGACCAUAAAAACCGCUAAA